GCACUGGAUUCAUAUCCCCAUCUUACCCAUCUUGCCAUCUUGAGGACGGUGGGGUCAAGCUGCCCGGGCUGAACCACACAGAUAGACAGACGGCCUCCCCUCUCCCUCCUCCUUACCGCACCCACCCACCUCGCAACUCCUGCUCGCGAUGACUACCCCUCUCGCCGACAUCUCCGCCGACGACAUCCACAUCCGUCUCGCCACCCCAAAAGACAUCGACCACAUCGUCGCAGUUGCCUCCAGCACCUUCAUCGACACCUUCGGCCCGCCCAUCAACCCCGCCACAGAGACCCUCUCCUACCUCUCCACAAAACUCACCCGCGCCCAACUCCUCACCGAGCUCGCCCACCCGCACUCCACCUUCUGGAUCGCCCUCACGCCCACCCACCUCUGCGCGGGAUACGCGAAAGCGAAUAUCCUUGACGCGCAGACGGAGGAGCAGUUCCAUGGGCAGCAGGACACGGCUGAGGUGGAGCGGUUAUAUGUGGAUAAGAUGUUCUUGGGGAAGCGGUUGGGGAAACGGUUGAUGGAUACGAUUGUUGAGCAUGUGAAGGCCCAGGGGAGGACGAAGCUGUGGCUGGGCGUGUGGGAGAAGAAUGAGCGGGCAUUGGCGUUUUAUGAGAAGGCCGGGUUUGAGAGGAUUGGGGAGCAUGUGUUUUUGUUUGGGGAGGAUCCGCAGACGGAUUUUAUUUUGCAGAAGGGGAUUUGACUUUCCAUGGCGGUACGGUCGAUGAGAUGAAGGACUCUAGAUCUACAUAGACCCGGGAGGGAGGCGCUUAUGCGAGCGAGGUUGCGGAACUUUUGGGGAAAGAGGAUAAGCGGCCGAGACGGCACAGGGAUCCUUGACAGAAGCGAUGUGCGAACC
Fimicolochytrium jonesii is the source of this 865-nucleotide messenger RNA. Its product is annotated as prolyl aminopeptidase. The transcript has a single exon. The record is from RefSeq and is a predicted model, not a curated record. Lineage: Eukaryota; Fungi; Chytridiomycota; Chytridiomycetes; Spizellomycetales; Powellomycetaceae. Gene Ontology annotation, molecular function: acyltransferase activity, transferring groups other than amino-acyl groups. Bases 149 to 709 code for a protein of 186 amino acids.